Molecule: messenger RNA, 1128 nt
Organism: Diaporthe amygdali
Lineage: Eukaryota; Fungi; Ascomycota; Sordariomycetes; Diaporthales; Diaporthaceae
Exons: 1
Coding region: 1-1128 (375 amino acids)
Biological process (GO): steroid biosynthetic process
Molecular function (GO): 3-beta-hydroxy-Delta5-steroid dehydrogenase (NAD+) activity
Source: RefSeq, a predicted model, not a curated record
AUGGCUAAUGACACCAAACGCCUUUCCCUUAGUCCCGCCAUAGUCACCGGCGGCUGUGGGUUUCUCGGGUCUCAUCUAGCCGAGACUCUCCUCAAGGACCCCGAAUGUCAAGUGCACAUCCUUGACGUCGAUACUGGCCGCAAUCGAAUGCCAGGGGCCACUUACCACAGUUGCGACAUCACGUCCGCUGAUGAUGUAAGGUCCGCCUUUCUCAAGAUCAAGCCCAAAGUCGUCUUCCACGUCGUUUCUCCGGAUCCUCUGUCCCACGAUCAUGCCCGCUUCCAGCGCGUCAACGUCGAUGGGACACACAACCUUCUCCUGGCUGCCAAGGCGGCACAUACUCAAGCAUUCGUUUACACUUCUACCUCAUCGGUCAUCCACAAUCAUGAGACCAACAUGUUGGACGCCGAUGAAUCGCUUCCUAUACUUCGAUACCCUGCACAGAAGAACGUCUACACCUUGACCAAGGUCGCAGCCGAGGACAAAGUUCGCGCGGCCAAUCGGGCAGACGGCGAUGCAUCUUUGUUGACAGCCAUCCUUCGUCCGGCUUCUACCUUCGGCGAACGGGACUACCUCAACUUCUGGUCCAUCGUCACCAAAGCAAGGGCCGGACGAGCCAAUAUCCAGAUCGGCGACGGCAAAAACCUGUUUUCGUAUGCAUACGUCGGAAACCUUGUCGAUGCUCACAUCUUGGCAGCUGAAGCCCUCGUCCGCGCCUAUGGGAAACCACCAACACUACCGGAGUCGCGCGUUGACGGCGAGGCUUUCUUCAUCACGAAUGACGAAGACCACGACUGGCGCUUCUGGGAUUAUCAGCGAGCUGGAGCUGCGUCCGUAGGGUACCCCGUGAAGGAGAAGGACAUUAAAAUCAUUCCUCUAGGCUUGGCUUUCCUGAUGGGGUUCAUUGCUGAAUGGUGGGUAUGGGCCACAUCCUUUGGGAAAAGACAGUCAGUGUUAAGCAGGCAGACCGUGCGGUAUGCCUGCAUUCAUCGGACUCUGAACUGCGGCAAGGCGAAAAGAAUCCUGGGAUAUAGGCCAAAGGUCACCAUGUCCGAAGCCAUCGAGAAGACGGGCGCCUGGUUCAUUCAGGAGGCUAAGAAGGCUGAAGAGCCUAAGAAAUCUACCUGA